Messenger RNA from Thecamonas trahens ATCC 50062, 1326 nucleotides. RefSeq names its product endonuclease/exonuclease/phosphatase family protein. Gene Ontology annotation, molecular function: JUN kinase phosphatase activity. Lineage: Eukaryota; Apusomonadida; Apusomonadidae. The transcript has 2 exons. The record is from RefSeq and is a predicted model, not a curated record. Gene Ontology annotation, biological process: regulation of MAP kinase activity; protein dephosphorylation. The coding region runs from base 1 to 1326 and encodes 441 amino acids. Gene Ontology annotation, cellular component: cytoplasm.
AUGUAUGCCUACCACGCUGCUGCGGACGCUUGGCUUCCUGAUUCGCCCGAUCUGCUCCUCGCCGCCGCAGCCGAUGUCCGUGACAGAGCUCUGAUCGGCCAGAUCGACGACGUCGUCCUUGAUCAGGACAUGGCCGCGCUCCUCAUGCCGGGCCUCGUCGACACAGAGAUCAACCUCAUUGUCGACGCUGAUCACGACACAAGCCUUGGCCCGCUCUUUCUUGCAUCGGCCGUCGGCGCCGCCGCACCGUUCCACAUCGACAUGGCCGCUAGCGCCGCGCCGGCCGCCGCCGUCACCGUCAUCUCGGUCGCAGCCGAGAUCGCCUCGGCCCCGCCGGCGUACGCCGACAUUCCGUCGCCGGGCCCAGACUUUGUCCACAUCGGCAUCAUUGACGCGCCCUGUGUUGCGCUUCCCAUCGACGCCGUUUGCGCAGCCAUCGACACCGCCCGGACCGCCGGUCGCGCAGUCAUCAUCCAUUGCGCAGCGGGCGUCUCCCGCUCGGCGGCCUGCGUCAUCGCCUACCUCAUGCGCAGCUGCGACCUCGACUUUCUCGCUGCCCACGCCCAAGUCAAGGCCGCCCGACCAGCCAUCGCGCCCAAUCCGGGAUUUGUCCGCCAGCUGGCCGUCCUUGAUGCCGGACGAUCAGUCGAACUCGCCGCGCUCCCGGCUCCUGACUUCGCCGUCUACGUCGACGAGGCCGAAGACCCGAUCGAGCCCUGGGACCAUGAGCUCACCAUCCUCAGCUACAAUGUCUUUUAUCCGGUCUACGCCGACGAUCUCCGCUGGCCGGCCAUCAUCGACCUCAUACUCGCCGCCGACGCCGACCUCGUCGCCAUCCAGGAGGCCACGCCGGCCUUUGCCGCCUUCCUCCUCGCGGCGCCGGCCAUCCGGGCCAGCUACGCGGCGAGUGUCUCACCAGACACCGCCGCCGACGUCCUCAACGAGUACGGCGUGCUCAUGCUGUCGCGAUGGCGCGGCGGCCUCGCGCUCGCCACUCCGCUGCCAACCGUUAUGGGCCGGUGGUUGCUGACCGCCGCCUGGCGGGUGGCCGGCACCGCGUCGCGGGUCGUCGUCGCCGCCACCGCCCACCUUGAGUCGAUGUACGACACCGCGCCCAUGCGCCAGAUGCAGAUCGCCAUUGCGCGCCACACCCUCGAGGCCUGGCGCUGCGGCGUCGAGGCCAUCGGCCUCUGGCCGUCGCUCCUCCUCGCCGGCGACUGCAACAUCGGCGACUCGCCCGAGGGUGCCUCGCUCGCUGCCGCCCUCGAGGGCUACACCGACGCCGCCGCCGCCGCUGGGCCCACCCACCCGGCCGUGGCGGCCUGA